AUGGUGAAAGGAUGCCAAGGAGAGCGUGUAAGACUCUAUGUUAGAGGCACCAUUCUUGGUUACAAAAGGUCGAAGUCGAAUCAGUAUCCGAGCACGUCAUUAAUUCAGAUCGAGGGAGUGAACAAUAAAAAAGAAGUUGAUUGGUAUUUAGGAAAGCGUAUGGCUUAUAUUUACAAGGCAAAAACUAAGAAGAACAAUUCACAUUAUCGUUGUAUUUGGGGUAAAGUUUGUAGGCCACAUGGUAACAAUGGUGUUGUUAGAGCUAAAUUCAAGUCCAAUCUGCCACCUAAAUCCAUGGGAGCUAAGGUUACAGUUUUCAUGCAGCCAUGCAACAUAUAA
Nicotiana tabacum (common tobacco) is the source of this 339-nucleotide messenger RNA. Its product is annotated as large ribosomal subunit protein eL33y-like. Gene Ontology annotation, cellular component: ribosome. Gene Ontology annotation, biological process: translation. The record is from RefSeq and is a predicted model, not a curated record. NCBI's taxonomy places the organism in Eukaryota, Viridiplantae, Streptophyta, Magnoliopsida, Solanales, Solanaceae. Gene Ontology annotation, molecular function: structural constituent of ribosome.